AUGGAUAAACGCGAUAAAGCAAUGGGGGCUGAUGAAGCUAAAAACAAUGAUGCAAAUAUAAAGAAAAAUGUUCCAGGUACUGGUGGAAUUAAAUUUACAACAUCGGCACCAAGUGGCACAAGAAAUGAGAAGAAACGUGCGAAUACAGAAAAGGAUGAAGGUGACAAGAAAAUGGCCAGAUAUAGUGACAGUUCCAUUCAAAGCCAUUUUUUAAAGGAAGCCAAGACAGAGCUUAGCAAGAGUGAGAUUAAGCAAAACUGCUGGCAAUUAUGCAGGCGUGAUGUGGCGUCAAAUUAUGUCAACUAUAUCGAUCGUCGCAAUCAUGCUGUUGAUUUUUACUUUGAAUCUGAUGUCGUAACACUAAAUGCGGCAGUAUCAGAUAAGCCACUAAUAUUUAAGAAGCGUUGUGAAAUGUCACGUUAUUGCAACCACGAAAUUUCACCAUUUGUAUUGAGCAAAGAAAGCCUACUGCCAAUACACAAAUUGGAUUUGGUUCCAGCAAAAGAAGUGUGUGCAAGCGUUGUCCCAUAUGAUUGUGUUGGGACAAUUUCAAUGAAUAUUGCAUCAGAUUUGACAAUUUAUUCAAUUGAAGGAAUCUUACUUUUGGGUGCACUGUUAUUUCACCAGCUUGAAGACUACGAACGCAAUGGACAAAAAGCGCAAUUGAUUCCAUUGCCUGACAAUAUGAUUGAAUAUCUUGAUUUGACACCUGAAAAUUGCGCUAAAAUCAACGGAUACUUUGGUACCAAUCGACUGAUAUUGAUUAGUGACUACCUUACUGAUAAUACAUUAAUGGCAAUUAGAUUGAUUUGUUCUGGUAUGCCACGCUUCAAUCUUCAAGAGGGUGAACCACGACACAUUUGUUCACAAAUCAAGGCUGAUGGAACACCUAUUACAGUUGUCUAUCGACAACACCCUGCACCGAGUGUCAUUCCGGAAGCUAAACUUGAAACAGCAAAUUGGUUAUUACAGGGAAUAAAAAUCAUAGCAUGCUGGAUGGGACAAAAUGGUUCUGUAGUGCCUGCAUUUACACGCGCUGCAACAAUCGUGAAUGGACGACAUGUACGAGGUCAAAAGGCAAAUCCUGACUAUGUGUCAAUUGCACCGCGCGAUGAAGACUCACACGAUAUAAAGAAUCAAUACUUGGAUGCAUAUGACUGGGAAACCGUGACAUUAGAACGUGGUUCAACACAAAUUUAUCGUUACGCUGCAUCAAAUUUUUGGCACAUCUUAUGUAAUUCUAGUUUAAUCGUCCCAGUUAAAAAUAUACUUCCUGAAGAAUGGAAUGCUUUGAUGUCUAUGGUAGUGUUUCUCAAAAUCCCUAUUUUUAGGGAAUAG
Clunio marinus is the source of this 1338-nucleotide messenger RNA. NCBI's taxonomy places the organism in Eukaryota, Metazoa, Arthropoda, Insecta, Diptera, Chironomidae. The record is from the annotation of a GenBank genome assembly.